CUCCUCGGAGUUGCACAUCGCACACAUACAUACGCAGAGAGAUCAAGAAACAACAACGCAACUCGUGCAACGUAUAAUUAACGAAGAGUAAGAAGAGAUCGGAAAGAUAUGUCGUGGCAAGCAUACGUUGAUGAGCAUUUAAUGUGUGAUGUAGGCGACGGACAAGGUCACCAUCUUACCGCCGCCGCUAUCAUCGGCCAUGACGGUAGCGUUUGGGCUCAGAGCGCUAAUUUUCCUCAGUUGAAACCUGAAGAGAUCACAGGCAUUAUGAAGGAUUUCGAUGAGCCUGGUUAUCUCGCUCCCACAGGCAUGUUCCUCGCAGGGCUAAAGUAUAUGGUCAUCCAAGGUGAGCCUAAUGCUGUCAUCCGUGGCAAGAAGGGAGCUGGAGGGAUCACGAUCAAGAAAACUGGACAAUCAAUGGUAUUUGGACUGUACGAAGAGCCAGUGACUCCAGGACAAUGCAACAUGGUUGUGGAGAGGUUGGGUGAUUACUUGAUCGAACAGGGUCUUUGAACCUUAAGGACAAUGCUUUAUACCUCUUUCUUUUGCUAAUUCAUUACACCAUCUUUCCACUUUUUUGGGUACAUGGUUUGGUUUUUUUUUUGUUUAAUUUUAAUAUUAGGUCUUUCUGGUUUCUACCUUAGCAAGGUUUAAACAAAAAGCUGAAGGCUAAGGUUGCAGAUAAUAACACAAAGCCUGUAUGAAGCCAAGACUUAUCUUUUUUUCUAUUUUUCAUGGUUUCGUGAUUAAUUUGUUUGUUUUAAAAAAGCAAAAAAAAAAUAAUUUUACGGUACAUUUAUUUGUUGCGU
Molecule: messenger RNA, 809 nt
Organism: Camelina sativa (false flax)
Lineage: Eukaryota; Viridiplantae; Streptophyta; Magnoliopsida; Brassicales; Brassicaceae
Product: profilin-5-like
Cellular component (GO): cell cortex
Molecular function (GO): actin monomer binding
Source: RefSeq, a predicted model, not a curated record